AUGAGAAUUGAUAUUCAUAGCCACAUUCUACCUAAGGAAUGGCCUGACCUAAAAAAGAGAUACGGAUAUGGUGGAUGGGUACAGCUGGAUCAUCACUGCAAGGGACAGGCAAAGAUGAUGAAGGAUGGAAAGGUUUUUAGAGUUAUUCAAGAGAACUGCUGGGAUCCAGAAGUACGGAUUAAAGAGAUGGACCUAUCAGGAGUCACAGUCCAAGUCCUUUCCACAGUCCCUGUAAUGUUCAGCUACUGGGCCAAACCUCAGGAUACUUUAGAUCUAGCCCAGAUAUUAAAUAAUGACUUAGCUGCUACAGUAAAAAAGUACCCCAAGAGGUUUAUUGGCUUGGGUACAUUACCUCUGCAAGCUCCAGACCUGGCUGUGAAGGAAAUGCAUCGCUGCGUGAAUGAACUUGGAUUUCCUGGAGUACAAAUAGGAUCUCAUGUCAAUGAAUGGGACCUGAAUGCACCAGAACUGUACGAUAUUUAUGCUGCUGCUGAACAAUUAAAUUGCUGUCUCUUUGUGCAUCCCUGGGACAUGCAGACAGAUGGAAGGAUGUCCAAAUAUUGGUUUCCCUGGCUAAUAGGCAUGCCAGCAGAAACAACCAUAGCCAUUUGCUCCAUGAUUAUGGGAGGAAUUUUUGAAAAAUUUCCUAAGCUGAAAGUUUGCUUUGCACACGGAGGUGGAGCUUUUCCAUACACAGUGGGGCGAAUCUCCCAUGGAUUCAACAUGCGCCCUGAUUUGUGUGCAGUGGAUAAUAAGGUGGAUCCAAGAAAAUACCUUGGUUCAUUUUACACAGACUCUCUUGUCCAUGAUCAUGGUGCACUAAGGCUGCUAACAAGUGUAAUAGGAGAGGACAAAGUUAUUUUGGGGACAGAUUACCCUUUUCCACUUGGGGAACUGGAACCUGGAAAAUUGAUUGAUUCAAUGGAAGAUUUUGACAAUAAACUGAAGGAUAAACUCAAGGCUGGAAAUGCUCUGGAAUUUUUGGGUCUUAGCAGAAAACAAUUUGAAUAAUUAUGAAGAUAUUAAAAAGACCAAACUUCAGAAAUAACACUGAACCCUUAGGGAUACUUCUAUUUGCAUGUUUAAUUAUACAGAUGAAAAAUAAA
Molecule: messenger RNA, 1106 nt
Organism: Gymnogyps californianus (California condor)
Lineage: Eukaryota; Metazoa; Chordata; Aves; Accipitriformes; Cathartidae
Gene: ACMSD
Product: aminocarboxymuconate semialdehyde decarboxylase
Exons: 10
Coding region: 1-1011 (336 amino acids)
Biological process (GO): secondary metabolic process
Cellular component (GO): cytoplasm; cytosol
Molecular function (GO): hydrolase activity; carboxy-lyase activity
Source: RefSeq, a predicted model, not a curated record